This is a messenger RNA of Manduca sexta (tobacco hornworm), 1598 nucleotides long. Its product is annotated as facilitated trehalose transporter Tret1. Lineage: Eukaryota; Metazoa; Arthropoda; Insecta; Lepidoptera; Sphingidae. Gene Ontology annotation, molecular function: transmembrane transporter activity. The transcript has 8 exons. Gene Ontology annotation, cellular component: membrane. Gene Ontology annotation, biological process: transmembrane transport. Bases 39 to 1505 code for a protein of 488 amino acids. The record is from RefSeq and is a predicted model, not a curated record.
UAUUUAGUAAUACAUAAAUAUAAUAGUCGAGGCUAGAAAUGAAAUCAGUUUAUUGUGAUCUGUUAUCGAAAAUGGGUGGUACAAUAAAGACGUCGGAGUUUCUCGUACAGUCCGUAGCGACUUUGUGCAUAUCAUUCCUGGCAUGUCAGACCGGGUAUGUAUUCGCCUGGCCGUCGUACACAGUUGCCAACUUCACGUCAAAUUCUACAGUCCUGUCCCGGCCUAUGACGUCACUUGAGAUAUCUCUGCUCGGCGGACUGCCCAAUGUGGGUGGGCUUUUAGCGAGCCCCUUCUGCAGUGUGGCCUUUAACAAGUUUGGGAGGAAGUAUGCCACUAUGUUCUUUGGAUUGCCGUAUGUGAUCGCGUGGACCAUGAUAUCUCUCACCAAUGAUGUCACCCUGGUACUCAUUGCUAUGGCGAUAGCUGGUGUGGGGGUUGCUGGUCAAAAUGUGUCCCUGAUUUACAUCUCCGAGAUAUCCAAUGACGCUAUACGUGGAGGUCUGACUGCCUUCUCAGCAUCAGGGUACUAUCUUGGUAUCCUGGUAUCUUACAUCAUUGGUGGGCAGUUGACGUACCUCCAAGGCGUAUACACACAUUUGACUCUGUCCGUAAUUUGUAUCGCAUUGCUGAUGUUUCUCCACGAGAGUCCUGUUUUCCUGGUUAUGGUGGGCAAAGAGAAGGAAGCGGCUAAGUCCAUAGCAUUCUACAGAAGAAUGAAGAUAGGUUCGAAGGAAAUUGAAGCUGAGAUUUCGAAGAUAAGACUGCAAACUGAUCCUAGAUUGGAGAAGAUGAUUCAAGGAGGUGUAGAUCUAGAGGAAGCAAAGAAUCUACUUAAAAACAAAAAAGAAACACCAAAUGAGUCUGCGUGGAAGUUAUUUAAGAAGUCAGAAUCAUCAAAGCGAGCGCUAGGCACAGUCCUGUUAAUAAUGACGAUGACGAUUAUGAUGGGUUGCGUGGUGCUGCAAGUCUACGCUGAACCGCUGUUCAAAGAGGCAGUGCCUUCGAUGCCAGCUAACCAGUGCGCCAUAUUCCUUGCAAUAGACUUUUUAGUAGCAAGUUUGAUUUGCGUGCUGUUUAUUGAUAAGUUUGGGAGGAAGACGCUGCUAACAGUGACGUCAGCGGGAUCGGGCGUGUGCACACUACUCCUCGGCUCGCAGCUGCAGCUCCACUGGGCGCCGCACUGGUUCACAGCACUACUCAUUUAUGUAUACAGCUUUAUAUAUAGUGUUGGAUGCGCUGUCAUCCCAUUCGUGUUGGCUGCUGAAGUAUUUCUUCCAGAGGUCCGGAGCUUCUGCAACAGCAUCACGAUGGCGUUCGUCUGGAUUGCCACGUUCACAACUGUGUUCAUCUUCAACCCGCUGGUGGACGCCCUGGGCCUCGGUCCAGUGUUCUACUUCUUCUCAGCUGUGUGCUUCAUCGGAGCCUUCUUCAGCAAGUUCUUCGUGCCGGAGACUAGAGGGCUGCCCGUGGAUGCUAUACAACUGCUGUUUUUGAAGAAGAAAUGAAUAUUAUUUAUAGUUAUUGAUAGAUUGUUUUGACAGCGUGUGUAUGAAAUAAAUGUAAUGAAAAUAAAGUAAAGCCGAUGGUACUCAAAUCAA